CGGACUUGCGCUGUGUCUUCACGAUGGCCUCCCUUGACGACCCCAACGUGAACGUGCUUCACAGGAAUGUGAGCUCACUGGGCUCUUCCAACGAGAAGGAGCGGAUUGUAGUCGAAGAAGACGAGUAUGAGAUGGAGAAGCCGGACAUUUCAAGGCCGUUCCCUCGAGACCCAGAUGAAAUGGUGGAGACCCACCAACUCACAAUCAGGGCUGUAUUUGUGGGGUGCUGUCUCGGAGCAGUCGUCGGAGCCUCCAAUAUUUACCUCGGACUCAAAACUGGUUUCACCUUCGGCCCUCAGCUCUUCGGCGCCAUCUUCGGUUUCGCGAUCAUCAAACCUCUUUCCAAGGCCCUCCCGGAAUCAGGUAUCAUUGGUCGCCUCUUCGGCGGCCCCUUCGGACCCAAGGAAAAUUGCACAGUACAGAGUGCGGCCACCGCUGCGGGCGGUAUCGGUAUCCUAUUCGUCAGCGCCGUCCCUGCCCUCUACCGACUCGGCCUGCUCUCCGAGUUCCCCAAAUCGGACAUUGGGAAGCUCAUAGCGCUGACGGCGUGCGCGAGCUUCUUCGGGGUGUUCUUCGUCAUUCCCCUGCGCAAGUACUACAUCGUGAAGCAGAAGCUGACGUUCCCCACGCCCGCCGCGACAGCGGUGACAAUCCGUGCGCUGCACAACAGCCGCACGGGUGCCGUGGCGGCGCGUAAGAAGUCGCUUGCGCUGAUGUGGUCGUUCGUUGUCGCAUUUUGCUUCAAGGUCGUCAGCGGCUACGCGCCUGGGCUGCUGUUUGAUUGGCACAUUGGCUGGACGCUGUACCGUAUCGGAUUCACCAGUAUCAUCGCCCUGGACAACUACGGGUGGUGGAUUGAAUUUACUCCUGCGUUUUUCGGUGCUGGCAUGUUGUCUGGAUUGAACGCGAGUUGGAGUUUCCUGGGUGGUUCCGUCCUGGCUUGGGGAAUCAUUGCACCCUCAUUGAUCAAGAACAAGCUGGCCGUUGGAGUGUCCGUCUCGGAUGAAUUCCCGCUCGUCUCGUAUAAUGCGCUCAGCUUCGACGACCCGUCAGACUUCACGAGUGCACCCUCCCCGAGAUACUGGCUGCUCUGGCCCGGCAUCCUCAUGAUGUUGGUGUACUCCUUCACCGACCUGGGCAUGAACUCCGGCUUCAUCAUCACCGCGCUCCGCAACCUCAAGUUCAACGCGAACCCGCGCGAGUGGUUCCGCGGCACCGCGAACGCGGACGAAGAGGACGAGGACGAGAGCCCGGUCGAGGACCGCGUGCCGACGGUCUGGUGGACUUUCGGACUCGCAGCCAGCACGAUCAUGUGUUGUGCCAUCCUCGCGACUAUGUUCAACAUGAAUGUCGGCGAGGCGAUCCUCUCGCUCAUCCUCGGCUUCGCAUUUUCCUUCAUCGGUGUGCAGAGCGCGGGUACGACGGACGUGAACCCCGUCACCGCCGUCGCGAAGGCGUCGCAACUGGUGUUCGGAGGUAUCUCAAAGGGCGCAGGCCUCGCUCAGGCGCCCGCGCAAACCGUGAACUUGACGGCGGGCAUCAUCGCUGCCGGCUCUGCCGCGCAGUCCACUGACAUGACCGGUGACUUGAAGACCGGGUACCUCCUCCGCGCGAAGCCGCGCAACCAGUUCGUCGCGCAGCUGUGCGGCGCGGUCGUUGCAAUGUUCCUCAACGUCGGACUCUUCAUCCUCUUCACCACCGCAAGCAGGUGUAUCCUGGUCCCCGAUGUGGAUACGCACUGCCCGUACGGGGCUCCUAGUGUCAGCGCGUGGGUCGCCGUCGCCGUUGCUGUCACGUCGCCCAAGCUGCCGAUCCCAUCCUCGUCUGGCUUUACCGCUAUCGGCCUUGCGAUCUUCACCUUCAUCUCCGUCGUCGCCAAGCACCUCUGGGUGCCGAAGAAGUACUGGCAGUACAUCCCCAACUGGAACGCCGUCGGCUUGGCGUUCGUCGCGCCCCAGAUUCCGUUCUCCAUCGCGAUGGCGAUCGGUUCGACGUUCAACUACUUCUGGGCGAAGCGCAACCCCAAGGGCUUCGACAUGUACAUGUUCGCCGUCGCCGCGGGUAUGCUUGCUGGGGAGGGUCUCGGCGGUGUGCUCCAGGCGCUCCUCGCCAUCGCGAAGGUGGACGGAUCCCUGUUCGGGACGGCCAUCGGGUGCCCCGGUCUCGAGUUCUGCGGGUGAAGGGCGAGCAUGUACCGCUCGCCCCGCUCAUACGGAUUCAGCUUUUCUUUUGCUUGGAAUCAUGAGUUAUGUGUAACGUUUGCCAUGUAUGUUAGAAUACCUUUUCGCGUUUUUAAUGUGACGCGUGUUGUACGACGAGAU
Messenger RNA from Trametes versicolor FP-101664 SS1, 2321 nucleotides. Its product is annotated as OPT oligopeptide transporter. Gene Ontology annotation, cellular component: fungal-type vacuole membrane. Bases 24 to 2180 code for a protein of 718 amino acids. Gene Ontology annotation, molecular function: oligopeptide transmembrane transporter activity. Lineage: Eukaryota; Fungi; Basidiomycota; Agaricomycetes; Polyporales; Polyporaceae. The record is from RefSeq and is a predicted model, not a curated record. The transcript is spliced from 21 exons.